AUGGCGAACUCGAAGGAAUGGGCGCGCAUGCUCCGCGGCGAGCUGUACAUGCCCUGGGACGAAGACCUGCAGGCCAACCGCACUCGAUGCAAGCAAGCAUGCGACGAGUUCAAUGCCGCCGGGGCAGCUUCGCGGCGGCGUAAAGUAGAGCUCUGGAGAAAUAUUGUUGGCGACUCACGACCCCUGCCGCCAGUGCACCCCGACCCCAAAGAAGACGAGGCUCUCUUUGACGAGUCCGAUCCCUUCGUGGAUGGCCCGAUUACGGUUGACCACGGCCUCAAUUUCAAAGUCGGCCCGGGCUCUUUUUUGAACUUUGGGAUGGUCGUGCUGGACACCUGUCUGGUCACUAUUGGCGAACGGGUCCUCUUUGGGCCCAAUGUGUCCAUCUACAGUGCUAUUCAUCCACUGGAUCCGACAGUGCGACAGGGACUCAAGGGUCCUGAGGCUGGCAAGGAGGUGCAUAUCGAAGAUGACGUGUGGAUUGGUGGCAAUGUGCUGGUGCUGGCUGGUGUGCGGGUUGGCAAGGGGAGUACGGUUGGUGCUGGAUCGGUGGUGACUCGCGAUGUUCCGCCAUUCCAUUUUGUUGCUGGCAAUCCUGCGCGCAUUAUCCGUCGCAUCGAGACAUCGAUGGAUCCAGAGCAAUGA
This is a messenger RNA of Penicillium alfredii, 645 nucleotides long. RefSeq names its product sugar O-acetyltransferase. The coding region runs from base 1 to 645 and encodes 214 amino acids. NCBI's taxonomy places the organism in Eukaryota, Fungi, Ascomycota, Eurotiomycetes, Eurotiales, Aspergillaceae. The record is from RefSeq and is a predicted model, not a curated record. The transcript is spliced from 3 exons. Gene Ontology annotation, molecular function: acetyltransferase activity.